AUGAUCUCACUAAGUCAAGUUAUCGCGGAUUCUUUAGAUUUAGUUGUGAAGGAUUCUAUCAGGAAAGUUAAUCGUAAGCGUCGUAGCAGCCGUGGCCAUCUCUCGAGUAGGUCCGAGAAGGCAGAUACAGACGUCGCUGAAAGAAAGAGAGUAAAAAUGGAGCCUAAUUCGGAAGCCUCUCUAGCUCCCCUCAAGGAGUACAAGGAAUCUGACCGCAACAAGUCAAAGAAAAAGCAAACCUUCGAUGGCACAAAUGGCAUAGAUAGCACGAGUAAGGAUAAAAAGACACGCGGAAAUGACGUCAACAGCAGCAACAGCGUCACAGAUCCAGUGCUACCACACGAUGCACCUUCAACAAUUGUACCUCAAUCAGAAGAAUUACAUAAAAAAGGCAGAAAAAUUCAUAAAGGCUGGGAGACAGAGCCUGUUCUUCCUGAACACCGCUACACUAGAUGGCUAUACCCACCUCAAAUAAAGAUAAUCAAUGAUAAUUUCACGAAAAUCAAACAAGGUACAUUCGACGAAGAAGAGAGGAGAAUCGUCUAUGACUGGAUAAGCAAGUACAAAAUUACCAACAACCUGGACGAUGAUCAACUCCGAGAGAGGAUAUUUGCUUCAAAGAAGGAGAAAAACAGAGACAACUUCUGGUGUGACCUUACCGAAUGUGUCCCACAUAGAGUGCUAGCAAGUGUGUACACGCAUGUUCGAGCUCGAUGGCAUCCUUAUGCAAACAAAGGAAUCUGGACGAAAGACGAGGACGAUAGGUUGUUAGAUGCACAUGCCCAACUUGGAACUUCUUGGACAAAAAUAUCGCACAUCGUCGAGCGUCCAGCUAACGAGUGCUCUGAUCAUUACCGCCGAAUGUUUGUUUGUCCAGAAAGACGCAAAGGACUGUGGUCGGAGGAUGAAAAGAAUGAGUACCUCUCAAUCGUAAUACCAAUGAUGAAUGAGCGAAACCACGUGACUAGAGAUGGACACGAUCCUUUCUGGGUCACUGUACAGGAGAAGAUGGGCAGAAAGCGUUCAGCACACCAGUGUCGUAUCAAAUGGGAAGAUGAGCUACGCGGACGUGACCUUCCGAAUCGCCGGUCAGGAUCAGAUUUCAGGCGGUCUGAUUGUGGUAUACUGAUUAAACACGUACUUGACAUGAAUAUCAAGGAGCGUGGGGUGAUCAAUUUCAAGUCGCUGGGCAUGGAUACGUAUAAGGGGGAGUGGUCUGUCAAGACGCUCAGAGACCAGUGGCGUUACAUCACGUACAGGAGUUGCGGGAUGGAUAAAGAGCUGGCAACGUCGCUGCCGUUUGAGAAGCUGAUGGAGAGAGUCAAGUCGACAUUCCGAAGGGAGAUUGAGGGGAAGAGCGAGAAUGAUGAUGUGGUGUACGCGGAGAGCGAGGAGAGCGACGGAGGGGAAUAG
This is a messenger RNA of Wallemia ichthyophaga EXF-994, 1413 nucleotides long. Its product is annotated as DNA-binding protein REB1. The transcript has 2 exons. Lineage: Eukaryota; Fungi; Basidiomycota; Wallemiomycetes; Wallemiales; Wallemiaceae. The record is from RefSeq and is a predicted model, not a curated record. The coding region runs from base 1 to 1413 and encodes 470 amino acids. Gene Ontology annotation, molecular function: transcription cis-regulatory region binding; DNA-binding transcription factor activity. Gene Ontology annotation, biological process: regulation of DNA-templated transcription. Gene Ontology annotation, cellular component: nucleus.